This is a messenger RNA of Colletotrichum chrysophilum, 492 nucleotides long. RefSeq lists its product as uncharacterized. Bases 1 to 492 code for a protein of 163 amino acids. The record is from RefSeq and is a predicted model, not a curated record. The transcript has 2 exons. NCBI's taxonomy places the organism in Eukaryota, Fungi, Ascomycota, Sordariomycetes, Glomerellales, Glomerellaceae.
AUGAUGAACAACCUCCAAAAGGGCGAAGCGCACCCCGUCGUCGUGUACAGCGCCCUCAAGGCCUAUGAGGCCGCCUUCAACGCCGACAAGCAAAAGAUUCUCGACGGAUUCAGGCAGCAACGCAUCGAGAUACGAGAGUCUCAUGACGCGAUUGACAGGGUGCUGAAUAAGCUUCAACGCCUGCAUAAUCGUGUGUAUUACUGGGACGAUAGAAUCGACGAUUGGAUGGCUAAGAUGGACGCCACGCCUGUGCCGGAACGUUUCGACUUUCGCCGGGUUUUGCAGGCGGGGCUUUGGAUGCUUAGCGGCGGCACUGCUGUUCGCUAUUACGUCGUCUUUACUAUCGUUAUCGUCGUAACUAUCGUCGUCGUUACUAUUACCGUCGUGGUUAUGAUUAUCGUCAUUGUUACUAUUGUUAUCGUCGUUACUAUCGUUGUUGUUAUCACUGUCCUCGUCGUCGUUAUCGCUAUUGCUAUUGCUACUAUCGUCUAA